GUUAAAUCAAAAUGUUUACAUUUUUAAAUGAUGUCUGCGUGUUACAAAUUAUCUCAAUUUGUAAGAUUUAAUAUCACUUUUAUACUUAGUGCUCAAAGAUAUUUGUCCGCUAAAAAGAUCUAUAUUUAAAAAAUCUGUCUAAAAGACAGUGAAAACCAAUUUGUUUGAAAUAUUUUAAGCAUUUUAUAAAUUUGAAAUAAUUGAUUACAUAAUUGUUUUGAGUGGUGUUCUCUGUCCAGGUCAUAAUAUAACACAAGUGGGGUUAGAUAAAGGAGCUUCGUAAUGCCAGUUGAGACUUCGGGACUUUUAUUUUGACAUUUGUGAGACUGCAUGCCGGAAGAAAUGUUCUACUAUUAUUUUCGUUAAUUAAAGUUUCAGUCAAAAAUGUCGUCUUCAAACACUUGUAUAAAUGAAGACGUGUGGACAGUUGUACGGUUUGCGACAUUUACGCGACUGCUUUCCCUUUUAUUACAGGCUGUGCUGAAUGCAGUGAUUCCUGACCAUGUUGCAGAUGCCUUCAGCCCUCCACGAUCAGAGACCCCUCUCCUGCUCGACCCCAUCAUCGAAGCACUAUUUGCUGGCCUUUGUCACUGGGAUGCAGAGCAUUUCCUCUUCAUUGCAGAGCGUGGCUAUUUGUAUGAACACAACUUUGCGUUCUUUCCUCUCUUUCCUCUCAUCCUGCGAUUCCUUGCAGCCACAGUUUUGUGGCCCUUGUGUGGAUUUCUCACAAUGCGUGGCCGUUUACUUUUAGCUGUGGCUGUGGGGAAUAGCAUUCUUUUUGUUCUAAGUGCAGUGGCACUAUACAAACUGAGUCGUUUGGUGCUGCAAGACAGAAAACUCGCCUUUGUGUCGGUCUCAAUGUACUGUCUGACACCAGCUAAUGUUUUUAUGGUAGCAGGCUAUUCAGAGACUCUCUUUGCAGCACUUACCUUUGCAGGCCUUUGGCUACUAGAGACAAGAUUCACACUUGGAGCUUGUCUUCUGUUUGGGUUUGCUACUGGCGCUCGUGCCAAUGGAGUUGUGAAUGUUGGAUUUUUGCUGUAUGUCAGUUUGCAACGGGGUCUUGCCCGUGCACAGGCUCUUGGCAAAGGAGCAGGGGGCAUUCGGUAUCAUCACUAUGUCUGGGAACUUAUUCGUUUUGUUCUCACAGGAGUGUUUUAUGCAGCUUUCGUUGCGUUGCCUUUUUGUUUGUUUCAGUUUUAUGGCUACCAAACAUUUUGUCAUCCAACUGCUACUCAAAUUCCUCCUGUGCUGCUGAAAUUGGCCCGGGACAAAGGAUACCGUGUGGCUGAUGCAGCGUCUCCAACACCAAGUUGGUGCCAAUGGCAGAUUCCAGUUUUGUAUUCAUACAUACAGGAUGUUUAUUGGGAUGUGGGCUUUCUUCGAUACUUUCAAUGGAAACAGAUACCUAACUUUCUCUUGGCGCUGCCUGUUGCAACUCUAGGAUUCGUAGCCUUGUUUACAUUUGUAAAGGCUAACCCAGUGUUUAGUAUGUAUUUGGGAUUAGGAGGCGGAGGAAAAGACAGAAAAACGCAUGGUUUUUGUAACCCUAGAGUCUUUGUUUACAUCGUACACAGCUCUGUCCUGCUUCUCUUUGGAAUAUUCUGCAUGCAUGUGCAGGUGUUGACACGCUUUCUUGCUUCCUCAUCGCCUGUUCUCUUCUGGAUCAGUGCCCACCUGCUUUCUCAGUAUGAACCUUUGAUGCAAGAUGAAAAGCGGUUUAGACCAGACCAAAUAAAAUGGCAAAAGGAUCACAAACGUGGCUUAAGUUUAGCAGGGAUGUGGAGAAAUAAUCAAGUUGUUUACCUUUUAAUACACUGGAAGACUUGCACCAUUUAUACACAAUGCAUACUAGGGUAUUUCAUAUCAUAUUGGUUUUUAGGUCUGGCUCUGCACUGUAAUUUCCUUCCUUGGACUUAAUAGAUUUGUGGGAAUAACUUGAGUCUUCAUAACAUUCCUGUUGCAUAAUAUUGUGCUGUUUGACAAAUAUUGUUGUAAUUUUUUUUUUAUUUCAUUAUAAG
This is a messenger RNA of Labeo rohita (rohu), 2021 nucleotides long. RefSeq names its product phosphatidylinositol glycan anchor biosynthesis, class V (gene pigv). Gene Ontology annotation, cellular component: mannosyltransferase complex; endoplasmic reticulum membrane. The record is from RefSeq and is a predicted model, not a curated record. Bases 385 to 1920 code for a protein of 511 amino acids. Gene Ontology annotation, molecular function: alpha-1,6-mannosyltransferase activity; GPI mannosyltransferase activity. NCBI's taxonomy places the organism in Eukaryota, Metazoa, Chordata, Actinopteri, Cypriniformes, Cyprinidae. Gene Ontology annotation, biological process: GPI anchor biosynthetic process. The transcript is spliced from 4 exons.